This is a messenger RNA of Sipha flava (yellow sugarcane aphid), 5160 nucleotides long. RefSeq lists its product as uncharacterized. Bases 137 to 5002 code for a protein of 1621 amino acids. The transcript is spliced from 14 exons. The record is from RefSeq and is a predicted model, not a curated record. Gene Ontology annotation, molecular function: acyltransferase activity, transferring groups other than amino-acyl groups. NCBI's taxonomy places the organism in Eukaryota, Metazoa, Arthropoda, Insecta, Hemiptera, Aphididae.
GUGUAACCCCUACUGCAACCGCUCAACCCAAUGUGCGUAUAUAUCCGUUGACUUGCACGGGACGACGAUCAUUGUUGUACGCGCGGUGCUUCUUCGCGAAUCGAACGAGUCGAACGAGCGCCCGGAUAGGUCAACAAUGCAUUUCCGUAUCUCGUCGUCACUGGUUAGCGCGUUCAUUGCAUUGCACGUCGCGUGUCUCGCGGGCAGUAUCGUUGCGCAAGGGCUUCCGCUUUUCUCGUCCCGGCGGAACACCGAUGGUGGCGAUCCCAUUGUUCGGGCUGGAUUCCCGGUGCCCGUGGCUUCGUUGAACCUCGAUGGGGCUUCCACGAAAUCACCACGACCGGACAUCUCGUUAGGCUUAAAUGAAGCUUCUAUUGAUGGAAAACUGCCUCAGUUUGAUGAUUCGUUGAAUUUGAAUGGAUCUUCUGUUGUAGGAAAACUGCCUCAACCCGAGACUUCGUUAAACCUGAAUGAUGCUUCGAUUACGGGAAAAUUACCUGAACCAAAUAUUUCUGUAGAUAUAAAUGGAGCUUCUAUCGAUGGAAAACUGCCUCAGCUUGAUGCCUCGUUAAAUCUGAAUGGAGCUUCGAUUACGGGAAAAUUACCUGAACCAAAUAUUGCUGUAGAUGUAAGUGGAGCUUCCAUCGUUGGAAAACUGCUUCAGCCCGGGGGAUCAUUGGACAUUAAUGAAUCUUUGAUUACGGGAAAGUUACUUGAACAAAAUAUUUCUGUAGAUAUAAAUGGGGCUCCUAUCGUUAGAAAACUGCCUCAGCUUGAGGGAUCAUUGGACCUAAAUAGAGCUUCGAUUAUAGAAAAUUUACCACGACCAAAUAUUUCUGUAGACUUAAAUGAAUCUUCUAUCGGUGGAAAACUGUCCGAGCUUGAUGCCUCGUUAAAUCUGGAUGGAGCUUUGACUACGGGAAAAUUACCUGAAUCAAAUAUUUCUGUAGAUUUAAGUGGAGUUUCUGUUUCUGAAAAAAUACCCCAGCCCGACGUACCAUUAGACGUGAACAGCGAAUCAACAACCGAAACUAUUAUUCCAGAUGAUUCUUCCUCAAAACAGAAUGGAACCACAAGCUUCCACAACGAACCGAUCAAAGCAUCGUACGACGUGCAGGAUAGUGUGGUGUCUACAGAAGAUGCACAGCCUGAAAUAUUUUCUAGCACUACCCAAACAACGGUGACCCAAUGGGUACAGAAAAUUCCAUCACCCAAAAACCUAAAACCACCCGCAGACAACGUCACUACCGUAGAGUAUACUGGAUCGCCUAUGUUGCUCGGUCAAACAAUCGCAAACAUUUUGUACGGAACUCCCUGGUCGUCGUCACAAACCAAUUCAAAAUGCUCAAACGAUAUGAAAUUAUAUAACUCACACAAGCAAAAAUCUACUUUAUGGGCAGUUAAAAUGUUAGAUGCUACAUCAAAAGGACCUGAAGGAAUUCUAGACGGAAAUAUAUACACGAUCAUUGUUGUACGCGCGGUGCUUCUUCGCGAAUCGAACGAGUCGAACGAGCGCCCGGAUAGGUCAACAAUGCAUUUCCGUAUCUCGUCGUCACUGGUUAGCGCGUUCAUUGCAUUGCACGUCGCGUGUCUCGCGGGCAGUAUCGUUGCGCAAGGGCUUCCGCUUUUCUCGUCCCGGCGGAACACCGAUGGUGGCGAUCCCAUUGUUCGGGCUGGAUUCCCGGUGCCCGUGGCUUCGUUGAACCUCGAUGGGGCUUCCACGAAAUCACCACGACCGGACAUCUCGUUAGGCUUAAAUGAAGCUUCUAUUGAUGGAAAACUGCCUCAGUUUGAUGAUUCGUUGAAUUUGAAUGGAUCUUCUGUUGUAGGAAAACUGCCUCAACCCGAGACUUCGUUAAACCUGAAUGAUGCUUCGAUUACGGGAAAAUUACCUGAACCAAAUAUUUCUGUAGAUAUAAAUGGAGCUUCUAUCGAUGAAAAACUGCCUCAGCUUGAUGCCUCGUUGAAUCUGAAUGGAGUUUCUGUUGUAGGAAAACUGCCUCAACUCGAGACUUCGUUAAACCUGAAUGAUGCUUCGAUUACAGGAAAAUUACCUGAACCAAAUAUUGCUAUAGAUGUAAGUGGCGCUUCUAUCGUUGGAAAACUACCUCAGCCCGGGGGAUCAUUGGACAUUAAUGGAUCUUUGAUUACGGGAGAGUUACCUGAACAAAAUAGUUCUGUAGAUAUAAAUGGAACUUCUAUCGAUGGAAAACUGCCUCAGCUUGAUGCCUCGUUAAAUCUGAAUGGAGCUUCGAUUACGGGAAAAUUACCUGAACCAAAUAUUGCUGUAGAUGUAAGUGGAGCUUCCAUCGUUGGAAAACUGCUUCAGCCCGGGGGAUCAUUGGACAUUAAUGAAUCUUUGAUUACGGGAAAGUUACUUGAACAAAAUAUUUCUGUAGAUAUAAAUGGGGCUCCUAUCGUUAGAAAACUGCCUCAGCUUGAGGGAUCAUUGGACCUAAAUAGAGCUUCGAUUAUAGAAAAUUUACCACGACCAAAUAUUUCUGUAGACUUAAAUGAAUCUUCUAUCGGUGGAAAACUGUCCGAGCUUGAUGCCUCGUUAAAUCUGGAUGGAGCUUUGACUACGGGAAAAUUACCUGAAUCAAAUAUUUCUGUAGAUUUAAGUGGAGUUUCUGUUUCUGAAAAAAUACCCCAGCCCGACGUACCAUUAGACGUGAACAGCGAAUCAACAACCGAAACUAUUAUUCCAGAUGAUUCUUCCUCAAAACAGAAUGGAACCACAAGCUUCCACAACGAACCGAUCAAAGCAUCGUACGACGUGCAGGAUAGUGUGGUGUCUACAGAAGAUGCACAGCCUGAAAUAUUUUCUAGCACUACCCAAACAACGGUGACCCAAUGGGUACAGAAAAUUCCAUCACCCAAAAACCUAAAACCACCCGCAGACAACGUCACUACCGUAGAGUAUACUGGAUCGCCUAUGUUGCUCGGUCAAACAAUCGCAAACAUUUUGUACGGAACUCCCUGGUCGUCGUCACAAACCAAUUCAAAAUGCUCAAACGAUAUGAAAUUAUAUAACUCACACAAGCAAAAAUCUACUUUAUGGGCAGUUAAAAUGUUAGAUGCUACAUCAAAAGGACCUGAAGGAAUUCUAGACGGAAAUAUAUACAGUUUUGGGAACUUCGAACAAUGUAUCAAUACUAAAUCAAAAAAUCUCGAUAUAAGUGGUGGUUACAGCUUGGUUGAUUUAGAUUUUCGACCGUUCGUUCACCUAUACCCAGGAUAUUACGAUAACAAUCACUCAAAAGAUUACGAUCCACUUGAUGAAGAUGCGUCAGCCUGGGAAGGAAUUAAACACAACGUACAGGAAGACUAUAUUCAAAGGCACAAGUUUCAAUGGGCCGUAUGUUUACCCGACACUUGCGAGUCUGAAGACGUGCAAAAGAUCGUAAGCAACGUACUCAUACCCGAGUUGAACCGUCACGGGCUCGAAGCCAAUGUGACCAUAGAUCCAAUGUUGCAUACUUCCAAUAAAAAUCUCUACAAAUAUACGGCAGGAUUUUAUAUCGUCUGUGCUUUGUACGUGGCAGUUACCAUGCUCGUGUUUGCGGGUACACUGUAUGACUUGAUUUACUUGCAAUACCGACCGAAAUCGGAACACGGACCGAUGAAAAAAAUUAUGAAACCGUUUUCACUCAUAUCGAACAUUGAACGACUAUUGAAACCUUCGGAGAGUGAAGAAUUCUCGAUAAUCAACGGGCUCAAGGUAUGCGCCAUUCUACAAGUAAUCGUAGGUCACAGGUGGUUUUUGGAGUUCGGCAAUCCGCAAAUGAAUCCCGAUUUCGCUCACUGGGUGAUCCACAACUUCUGGUUCGGCUACUUCAAGUGUUCCAUAUUUUUGGAAACAUUUUUCGUGAUCAGUGGAUUCUUAACGUUUUACAUUAUCACGAAACAAUUGAUCGAAAGGAAAACGUUAAACUUCAUGCCCAUCAUGAUUUACAGAUGGCUGAGGAUAUUCCCUGUAUACGGAACUCUUAUAGUGACGUAUAUUUUCAUACUUCCGUACAUUAAUGACGGUCCGUAUUGGAGAAAGCUGAUAUACAGAGAAUCCGAAAGAUGUCAAACUAAUUGGUGGACGAACGUGCUGUACAUCAACAAUUACGUGCACACGGAUGAAUUGUGCGUCAUUCCGUCGUGGUACUUGACGUGCGACAUGCACUUCUUCGUCGUUGGCACGCUACUCACCUACGCCAUUUGGAAGUGGAGGAAACCGGGACUGGUUCUGCUUGGAACGUGUCUGGCCUUGUCGACGGUCGUUCCUGCAUACAUUAUCAUGAACGAACAACAUCGAGGUACACCGGCCAUCGAUCCGCAGAGUCUACAAGAUCUCAGUAAAGAAAGAUUCUAUACUAAGGUUUACAUAAAAAGUCACAUGAGAGCUAUGACUUACUUUGUUGGAAUCUUAGCUGGUUACAUCUACAUGCAAUUAAAGGAAGCCGAUUACAAACUAUCAUUGAAAAGUCGUAUUUUUUGGGCUCCAACUGUCCUCUUGACGGGAAAUAUCAUCUACUUGAGUUCCGGGUUAUUCUUCCGGUUGGGACAUUCAUACGUGAAUUACGAACACGCGAUUUAUUUCAUAGUUGGCAGACUCGUGUGGUCAAUACUGAUAUCUUACGCGAUUAUUGGUCACGGACUGUCAGGAUUUGGCGUAUGUAUAAGCGGAUUUUUGGGUCAUCGAGUUUUUCAAGUAUUGGGCAAAUUGGUGUUUUGCAUCUAUAUGUUCCAAGAAAUUUCUCAACUACAGACAGUUAACUCCAUGAAAACGCCGACGUAUCAAAGUUUGACAAUGAUGACAUGGAGGUUUUGUGGUGACGUCUUUAAUGCCCUCUUGUAUGGUUUCGCUAUAAAUGUAAUGAUCGAAUCACCCUUCGACAGACUUCAAAAGAACGUUAUGAGAAUAUUUGUUGGAGAUGCAUUUUCAAAACCGAAAACACAACUCUCAAAUAAUGAUAACAUUAAAAACAGAUCUGAAAGAUUCACUGCGUAAUCUGAAUUCAAAAGGGCAUUACUAACUCGCUACCACCUUAAGAUGGUAAACUAUUCCUCAGAUGAAAAUAUUGUAUAAUUAUGAAUUAUGAUGUAUGUUACCCUCCCUACGUUUUGUAUGCCAUUAUGGAAAAUUAAGACUUAUCAAUGUACAUAAAA